Messenger RNA from Closterium sp. NIES-65, 906 nucleotides. The record is from the annotation of a GenBank genome assembly. Lineage: Eukaryota; Viridiplantae; Streptophyta; Zygnematophyceae; Desmidiales; Closteriaceae.
AUGGGUGGAGUGAGGGGCAGUGGUGGGGGUGAGGGGCAGGGAUGGGAAUGCUCGCCCUCCCGUCUCUCCCCGUGGCAGGCAGGUGGGGGCAGGCGAUGGUCUGCUGGCCUGCAAGGAGCAGCAGUGCGGCGUGGUGCACUUCCUUCCGUGCAAGCUCGGGAUUCUCGUCAGCUGUUCGUCUUCCCGCCCCUCCCAUGUGUGGCAGGCAGGUGGGGGCAGGUGUUUGCCUGCUGGCAUCGGUGCUUCGAGGCGAGGGAGGGCAGUGGUGCUUCGAGGGAGGGCAGUGCAGGGGCAGUGCAGCCCAGUGAGCUGUGCAUGGCAGUGCAGCCCAGUGAGCUGUGCAUGGCAGUGCAGCCCAGUGAGCUGUGCAUGGCAGUGCAGCCCAGUGAGCUGUGCAUGGCAGUGCAGCCCAGUGAGCUGUGCAGGGCAGUGCAGCCCAGUGAGCUGUGCAUGGCAGUGCAGCCCAGUGAGCUGUGCAUGGCAGUGCAGCCCAGUGAGCUGUGCAUGGCAGUGCAGCCCAGUGAGCUGUGCAUGGCAGUGCAGCCCAGUGAGCUGUGCAGGGCAGUGCAGCCCAGUGAGCUGUGCAUGGCAGUGCAGCCCAGUGAGCUGUGCAUGGCAGUGCAGCCCAGUGAGCUGUGCAUGGCAGUGCAGCCCAGUGAGCUGUGCAUGGCAGUGCAGCCCAGUGAGCUGUGCAUGGCAGUGCAGCCCAGUGAGCUGUGCAUGGCAGUGCAGCCCAGUGAGCUGUGCAGGGCACAGAGCGAGGAUGAUGCGGAGGGCGUGAUGAUCGAGGUGGCAGCGCUGGACACGGUGCGAGGCCAUCCACACAUCGUGCAGCUUGUGGAAACAGUGGAGGACGAGCAGGUGUUUCCUGCAGGGAGACAGUGGGUUCGGCGGCAGCCUUCAUAG